AUGGGAUCUCCCUUCAAUCUUGAUAGUGUAGAUGAAGCAUUGAAAGAAGCUCUUCAAAGUCCAGUAUACGAAGAAGUGCACAGAAUACUCUAUGGUGAACCACAUCCAGAGAUAGAAGUCCCGAAAGAAGCAUUGACAAUUGCCGAGAAAAACAGUUUCGAUUUGAAAUGUUACAAAAUCGCUGCUGAACCGGAGCAAGAGAUAGAAGUCCCGAAAGAAGCAUUGACAAUUGCCGAGAAAAACAAUUUCGAAUUGAAAUGUUACAAAAUCGCUGCUGAACCGGAGCAGUUACGAGCUCCAAGAAAGGUGAGAGUUGCUGCAAUCCAAUUUUCAUGCGCCCUACCAGCUUCAGCUCCAAUAGAAGAACAGAGGGCAGCUAACCAUCAAAAAGCUGCAACGAUGAUCGAAGCAGCUGCUGCUGCAGGUGCCAAUGUCGUGUGCAUGCACGAAUUCUGGGCUAUGCCGUAUGUAUUUUGCACUCGCGAACGCCUCCCUUGGACAGAAUUCGCUGAAUCAGCUGAAGAUGGACCAACGACGAAAUUCAUGUGUCAGCUAGCGGUCAAGCAUAACCUUGUCAUUGUUUCGUCCAUUCUCGAAAGGGACGAUUCUAAGGAUGAAGUACUUUGGAACACCGCUGUCGUCAUUUCAAACUCAGGCGCAAUUAUCGGCAAAAGCCGCAAAAAUCACAUACCAAGAAUUGGAGACUUUCAAGAGUCGACCUAUUUCAUGGAGUCAACUCUUGGACAUCCAGUUUUCGAAACCGCUUUUGGUGUGUUUAAUCUACUCUUUUUGCUCCUUAGGUCACGUACGUUCGAUGAUUAUUUAAAUAAAGAGCAUUUAGUAUGCUUUGAAUAA
Strongylus vulgaris is the source of this 855-nucleotide messenger RNA. The record is from the annotation of a GenBank genome assembly. Lineage: Eukaryota; Metazoa; Nematoda; Chromadorea; Rhabditida; Strongylidae.